Molecule: messenger RNA, 561 nt
Organism: Hyaena hyaena (striped hyena)
Lineage: Eukaryota; Metazoa; Chordata; Mammalia; Carnivora; Hyaenidae
Gene: IFNB1
Product: interferon beta 1
Exons: 1
Coding region: 1-561 (186 amino acids)
Biological process (GO): B cell proliferation; T cell activation involved in immune response; natural killer cell activation involved in immune response
Cellular component (GO): extracellular region
Molecular function (GO): type I interferon receptor binding; cytokine activity
Source: RefSeq, a predicted model, not a curated record
AUGACGGGCAGGUGCACCCUCCAAAUCGCUCUCUUGGUGUGUUUCUCCACCACAGCUCUUGCCAUGAGCUACAAGCUGCUCAGAUUCCAGCUAAGAAGCAGCAGUUUGGAGUGUCAGGGGCUCCUGCUGAAGUUGAAUGGAACCUCUAAAAAUUGCCUCAAGGACAGGAUGAACUUCGAGGCCCCUGAAGAGAUUACAAAAUCACAGCAGUUCCCGAAGGAGGAAGCCAUAUUGGUCAUCCAUGAGAUGUUCCAGAAGACCUUUGAUAUUUUCAGUAGAAGUAUGUCCAGCACGGGAUGGAAUGAGACCACUGUUGAGAACCUCCUUGUGGCGCUCCACUGGCAGAAGGAACGUCUGGAAACGAUCCUGGAGGAAAUCCUGGAGGAGGAAAACUUCACCUGGGACAAUAAGCCCCUUCUGCACCUGAAGAAAUACUACUUAAGGAUCGUGCGGUACCUGAAGGCCAAGGAGUACAGCGUCUGUGCCUGGACAGUAGUCCAAGCAGAAAUCCUCAGGAACUUUUUCUUCCUUGAUAGACUUAUCAAUCAUCUCCAAAACUGA